CCGGGCUCCAUUCACUGAGACCCCACCAGCCGUCGCAGAGACGCUAUACCGUCAGAUUACUGCUCUAACCACGGCGUGACAGACACGAAGAUCACUGAAUAACAGUGGUCUUAUGUGUAGCUCUGCUCUGAGUUUAUUACGCUGUGAGUAGUGAGAUGGAUGAACCUCUGGUAGACUGCCACUGCCACCUGUCAGCUAACGAGUUCCUCCAGGACAUGAAUGAUGUUGUUGAAAGAGCAAAACAGGCUGGGGUGAAAGCACUUAUUGCGGUUACAGAAGGAGCCAGUGAGUUUGAAAGUGUAAUUCAGUUAUCAAAGGCCUACCAAGGCCUUAUAUUUCCAUGUUUUGGGAUUCACCCACUUCAAGGUUGUCAGCAGGACCUACACAGUGUGAGAAUUCAGGAUUUGGAGCCAGUUCUUCCUUUAUUCCAAGUGUUUAGAGGCGACCUAGUUGCUGUGGGUGAGAUUGGACUUGACUUUACCCCAUGGUAUGCACCCACUGUUCAGGAACGCAAUGAGCAGUUAACGGUCUUUAAAAAGCAACUGGAAGUAUCCAAAGAGCUGGAUUUACCUGUGAAUGUGCAUUCUCGCUCCGCUGCCAAGGUCACCAUGACCACAAUGAAGGAGCAAGGAAUUAGACAUGCACUGUUACAUAAUUUUGCCGGGAGGCCAUCGGUGGCAAUGGAGGGGCUUCAGGCUGGAUACUACUUUUCCUUUCCCCCUGCAGUCAGCAGAAAUGAUCAGAGAGACAAACUAAUCAAACAGAUUCCACUGGAACGUAUCUGCCUGGAGACAGACUCACCAGCCCUGGGACCCGAAAAACAAGUGAGGAAUGAGCCUAAAAAUAUCACCAUUUCUUUGGAGCACAUUGCAAAAGUAAAGGGAAUAUCUACAGAGAUUGUUGCUGAGAUCACCACAAAAAAUGCCCUAUGUUUAUUUUCUAGGUUAAACUUGUAGUUUUUGAUUUCUGUUACUUUUUAACUAUAAUGUCAAUGAAACUGGGAGCUCAAUGUACAGAUAUUUUUGUAUUUGUGUUCUUUGACAAAGCAUUUUAAAAGAAACAAUGUACAACCAUUUUAAAAUCACACAGUUUAAUGGUGCUUAUCCACAUGGUUCAGCAUGCUUUCUGGACCUUGAUUGCUGCUGUUCACAUGAGAUGAACUUUAUCUGUAAAAAAAAGUAAAAAAAAAAAAAAAAAAGUAAUGUUUUACUAGGUAGUGGGUUGAUUUAAUGUGAAAAGUUUUAAACUUACCAGAAUCAUAUACAAUUGCUAUGGAUUGACACUUUGGAAAAAUCAAAAGGUGGAUUUUGUAUGUUUACAAAGUCAAUCAUUAAUGACAUUUAAAUGUAUGAGACUAGAUUUAAUCUGCAUCUAGGCAAGAGGAUUAUAGAAUUGUGCAGUUGUACCCAUAACUGCAAUAUUAUCUGAUGGCUUUUUACCAUAAGACUACCAAUAAACUUUUCCAUGUAUCAGGUAAUGACCUACUUAAAAAACUACAACCAGAGCUUUUUCAAAAGAAAAUAUAUAUUUAAAAGGGAAUAGCUGUUAUUCAAAAGUGUAAAAGUAAAACUUUACACUUUACUUUUAAAUUCUUUACAACAGUGGCGAUAUAAACCAGGGUUUGGACAUAUUGUUACUUAUAUACUAAUAUAAACAUCAGUGAACCUAAUAAUUUGGGUAAUAUUUCCUCAUCAGCUGGGCUGUAUUUCCCCAAAGCAUCUUAGCAAAAGGUGACUUUUAAAUGGUAAAGUGAGCACCACACUGUAUACUGUCUUUACCAGAUAAGAUGCUUUUGAGAAACUGGGCCCUUAAUGUACGUUUUUUCCACAUCAAACCACUUUAAAGGACUUACGAUUUUUGUUUAGCUCUACUUUAUACUAUAAUAGAAGGCUAACAGUGUUUCACUGUGAUUACAGUGAAACACUGUUAUACAUUAUUAGUGACAAUAAGGGCAGUACACAAAAAAUACAGCAUGUACAGGAAAGAAGUGUUUGCCCUCUUCGUGAUUGAUUUUUUGCAUGUUUAUUGGUCUUAAAUGUUUUAGAUCAUCAAACUAAUUUAAAGUAAUUUUUUAGUAAAAGACAACACAAGUAAACACAAAACAAAAGUUUUAAAAGUUUUCUUUAUUAAGGGAGAACCCCUUGAGUUAUAGCUUUAAAUGUUGUUUAUCACACCUGAGUUCAAUUUCUUUAGCCACACAAAAGCUUAGCAGAACAAAAGAUACUCAAAAGCUACACAUCAUGCCAACAUUCAAAGAAAUCAGGAACAAAAUUAAAAGAAAGUAAUUGAGAUCUAUCAGUCUGAAAAAGGUUAUAAAGCCAAUUUUAAGUUUUGGGACUCCAGUAAACCACAGUGAGAGCCAUUAUCCACAAAUGGCGAAAGUGUGGACCAGAGAUGAACCUUCCCAGGAGUGGCCAGCCGACCAAAAUAACACCAAAUGCACCGCAACAUUUUAUCCAAGAGGUCACAAAAGACCCCACAACAACAUCCAGAAAACUGCAGGCCUUAUUGUCCUCAGUUAAGGUCAGCAUUUAUGACUUUUGGGAAAAAAUACUCUGUGGACUGACGAGACAAACUUGUAACUUUUUGAAAUGUGUGUCCCAUUACAUCUGGAGUAAAAGUAACACCGCAUUUCAGAAAAAUAAAAUCAUACCUUCAGUAAAA
Messenger RNA from Astyanax mexicanus (Mexican tetra), 2664 nucleotides. RefSeq names its product TatD DNase domain containing 3 (gene tatdn3). Bases 156 to 956 code for a protein of 266 amino acids. Gene Ontology annotation, molecular function: hydrolase activity, acting on ester bonds. The record is from RefSeq and is a predicted model, not a curated record. The transcript is spliced from 10 exons. Lineage: Eukaryota; Metazoa; Chordata; Actinopteri; Characiformes; Acestrorhamphidae.